Molecule: messenger RNA, 270 nt
Organism: Adineta ricciae
Lineage: Eukaryota; Metazoa; Rotifera; Eurotatoria; Adinetida; Adinetidae
Source: the annotation of a GenBank genome assembly
AUGGUUCGUUCGAACAGAGAACAACUCGCACAGCGUAUUGUACAACGCUAUACAAAUAUACCUAAAUUCAUUAAAAAUACUACUGUAAAUAACUUUUUGAUUGAAAAUAUUCCACGCCAAACUAUCUACAGUAUCAUCGGUGAUAAAUCAAGAACUGGUCGUCCAAGAAAAACACGUGAUUCGAAUAACAAUCGAAUACAGAAAUUUCGAUAUUCACUAAAUUCUUGUGAUGUGUCAACAUUGACAAAUCAUAGUCAAUUAUAUCCCUAA